AUGCUGCGACCGGCCACUCCCUUGUCGAUACUCUUCUUCGCGGCCUUUGCGCUGCUUCUCCUGUCCACCAUCUCCACGCCCAUAAUCGGAGGCAUUCCGCUCGCUACCUUCCGCGGUGUUCGCUUUGGCACCUUUGGCUACUGCGAUGGCAACAACUGCAAGGGGCCAAUGAUUGGCUACGAUACCGACAACCUCUUUGGCACCGAUACGCCAGAUUCCGAAUUCUCGCUGCCCUCGGCGACUCGUCACUCGCUUUCUUCGAUCCUUAUCGUGCAUCCUGUGGCUGCGCUCAUGACGCUGAUAUGUUUUGGCCUCGCCGUAGCCGCACACUUCCAUUCUCCCGCUCACUCGCCGCGCUUCCUGCUCGCGCUGCUGAUCUUCACGUUCCCUACGCUACUUGUAUCGUUGCUCGCGUUUCUGGUCGAUAUUCUGCUCUUCGUCCCGCACCUUGCAUGGGGAGGAUGGAUCGUGUUGGCAGCCACCAUCAUUAUCGUCGCGAGCGGCGUGGUCACCUGCGCCAUGAGGCGAACCUUGGUCAGUCGCAAGGCGAGGAAGCGAAGGAUUGCAGAGAAUGCGGAGAUGAACGGCCAGAACUACUACGCAAGUCGAAAUGGCGAUGGGAUCAAUACCACCACUGUUGAGGCGUUGCCAAAGGCUGAAUCUCCGCCUCCCAUGUCUGGCGAAACAAUGCACUCUGACAAUUCAAAGAAGACGGGAUUUGCAUCAUAUGAAGUUCAAAGGACCGGCAUGCAGGACGAUACCAUCCCACUCAACGCUCGUAAUCCCUCACUCAAGACCACCAGCAGCGCUCGCUCGGAUGACAGGUCGGUACCCCCUGGCCGUGCUCCCUCUGGCCGCGGACGACCGCCGGUCGAUCAAUACGGAAACCCAAUUCCGCCCAUGCCAAAUGACUCUUACGUUAUGCAAAAUGCACCCCGGAUGGGACCUCCGCCUGGCAGAGGAGGACCAUACGGUCGUGGGAGAGGAGGGCCCAGAGGCGGUUACGGACCGCGAGGAGGAUAUGGGCCACCACCCAGAGGCGGUAUGCGAGGACCACCACCACCAGGUUGGAAUGGAGGUGCCCGAGCAGGACCAGGAAACGUUGGACGAGGUCCUCCCCCACCUGGAUAUAACAAUGACAUGUACAGUCAAGGCGCGCCCUCUGGACCUUACAAUGCACGUGGUCCGUUGCCAGCUACGCAACAGCGGAUGCCGAUUGGUCAAGCUAUCGAAAUGGACUCGAGGAACGGUGGGAAUCAGAGCUAUGGAUUGCGUGAGAGUGAUGGGGAUGUGCAGGGAAUGCUCGCAUUACAACAAGGUGGAUUUCCUGCGCAGGCUCCACAACGUCGACCGUCGGGGCCAAUGAGCCCGUCGUCAGAAUACUCCACGCAGGAAGAGUCUCGUCCUGUGGUGGCCACCGCAGGGUGGCACAACAACUCUGAUCAGACAAUUCCAACAAAUAGCAGCAACAGUCGCGGUCUGUCACCCAUUCAGGAUUCUCCUGUCGAACUCCCCGCGCAGUUGUCAACAGUCGGGGCACCUAGUAACCAACGGACGUCAGACUAUUACUACGAAGACGUGGACCCCAAAUUUGCGGAGCCUCCACCCAACGCAGGCCGUCCUGGCGUUCUUCCCUCUGCAUUGGUUCCUGGUGGACCCCCGAAUCCGCCUUUCAACCACUCCAACAAUAACUCAAGCCCUUCACUAAACACGAGUGACCCGAAUCUUCUACGACAUUCAUUUGAAGACGACGGCUCUCGGUCUCCGGCAGCAUCAGAGACCUCUCAUUUCACAUCAGUCUCCCAACGAGGGGUCAAUCCCAAUUGGAGACCGCCGCCCGGUCCUCCAAUGCCCGCGGGCCCAUAUGGUCCCUAUGGACAACGACGUCCCUUGAGACCAGAAGAUGUGAUAUUGCAAGCGAACGCUGCCAACCCUGAUUUUGCGAUACCAGGGGCCGGUCCGCCAGGUAGAGGUGGAGGCCGAGGCAGGGGAGGCCGAGGCGGCAUCAAUCCUAUGGCCAACGUCGGUCUAGGAGCAGGACGAUACCCUGGCGCUAGUGCUAUUUAA
Paraphaeosphaeria sporulosa is the source of this 2067-nucleotide messenger RNA. RefSeq names its product pali-domain-containing protein. Gene Ontology annotation, cellular component: plasma membrane; growing cell tip; cell division site. Bases 1 to 2067 code for a protein of 688 amino acids. Lineage: Eukaryota; Fungi; Ascomycota; Dothideomycetes; Pleosporales; Didymosphaeriaceae. The transcript is spliced from 4 exons. The record is from RefSeq and is a predicted model, not a curated record.